This is a messenger RNA of Magallana angulata, 1608 nucleotides long. RefSeq lists its product as uncharacterized. Lineage: Eukaryota; Metazoa; Mollusca; Bivalvia; Ostreida; Ostreidae. The record is from RefSeq and is a predicted model, not a curated record. The coding region runs from base 375 to 1112 and encodes 245 amino acids. The transcript is spliced from 4 exons.
UUGCACCUGAUAAAAAAAUACUCGUUUCUACGUAGUAAUUUAGUUCAAUCACCCCUGUCAAGGAGGAGGUGACAUUUUCAUCGGUAAAUUUUGAAAGAUCAUCAGAUAAAAAUUAUUUUAGACCUGAGCAAUGACCUAACCUCUAUCAUAAAUCCUGAUUUAAUUUUGAUACAUAUUAAGAAAUGAUAUUUUACAAAAAAGUGGGUAUAAUGAACGACCAUACCCUUAUCCCACGCACUUUUCUGUGAGAGUAUUUAAAGCCCGGUGAUUGACAUAAAAAUUGUGUUGGGGAAACAAAGUUCUCAAAAAGCACAAAUUCAUCAAUUUGUCAAAAUGGCAGACUUUUCUGAUUUAAUGUAAGUAAACUCGGUUCUAUGAUUUGUUGCAUAUACGGUAAACUAGUAAUUGAAAGUUUUGUGUCAUAUACAUACCGGGGUAUUUUUUUAUUUACUUAUUUAUGCAGUGACUUUGAAACAUCUCCUGAGUUCGAAGAAUUAUGGAAACAAAUAGAAAAACAGGAAAUAGAGAAGCAGACCCCUUCAUUCUCAAAAUCUUCCAUUGUUCCUCAAAAAGGAGCGACGCAGGCGUCUAAAGUAGUGGUUCAAGAUAGCACAGGGCCUUCCGUCCUGAAGAACUUACUGUCAGGCACAGUAAAAAAGGAACAAACAACGACCAGCCCUUUCAACGAAAAAGCAGAGAACGUCAAAACAACAAUUAUCCCUCUGGUCCCAGUUUUGGCAGACAAUGAUCACAUUAAAACAGAGCUACCUUUCAAAAGGUACUCUGCUUGUACUUCAAGUGUAUCGACACCGUCAUACUCUCCUGCGCAUGAUGAAAACUGGCCCCCAACACUAACGGAUUCUACAACGUUAGCCGCCAACGCAGAGGACUCAAUUCUCACAACGUUCAGGAGGAAUAAUAAAAAAAAGUUUAAGACCCUGGAGAAGAGAUUUUCAGAGCCCUUGGCUGUUGCUUCCCGAGAGUUGGAAGUUCUAAAAUCCUUGCAAAAGCGGAUGGCGCUGGAUCUUCAGCAAAGUGAGAUAAUUUUAAAUUAUCUCACAUCGAAAUACGGAGAGCCCGAGAAGAAACGUGCAAAAUUUUCUUCUUCCUAAUAAACAUUUCGAUUUUUGAAGAACUUAAGCUUAACUUAAUCAAAUUAUUUGUUUAUAAAUGUUUGAUUGACCAUUUGGCUUUAAAAACUUCCGGUAUUGAAUAACGAGAUGAAACAAGUUGACAAUCGUAGUAAAGUGUUACAUUUAUGAGACAAUAGUUCAAUGGUGUUCAUAUCUUUUGUAACUGUUUGAAAAUAAAGGAUUUUUUUUGCAAGAUGCACAUGCAAUUAGUAGUUUUUCAAUUCUAACAGUUUUUAACAAACAAUAAAUUGUUUAACAGACUUUUAUCGUUUUUGUUUCUCCCGUGCCUCUACAAAAAUAUUCGAAAAAUCUAACUGAUAGAAAAUAAUAAUCAUACCUUUUGUAAAACACCAUUAUAGUCCUUUCAUAACAUUGUAUGUGUUUGAAUGUUAAAUUUCAUGCGUAAUUUAUAGUUCCAUAUUAAAUGUACUUAUUAACACGGUGACCCAGGUCAUACGGUGUCUUGGUUAUCAAG